AUGAGCGAUAGAACGCGAGAAUUUGCCAGGCCAAGUGGUAGGCCUAGUGGUAGAAUGCCAUUUUUGACGGCUGGCUCACCCCAGAUGGUUUCUAAUCGUGGUGCGCGCGAGAAAGUCGUUUUGGCCCCAGGCCACUCAGCCGUUGAUUGGGAGGCCCGCAAACGCGAGGAAACAAAGCGGAUUCGGUCGCGACUUCCGCAAUUCCCUAUGCGACUACGAAAAGAGGAUGUGAAGCUUCACGCAUCGCGUGACGACUGUUGGGUAAGCCUUGGUGGAAAGGUGUAUGACAUUACUGGAUACCUUGACUAUCAUCCCGGUGGAGUGGACAAGCUACUGUUAGUUGCGGGCAAAGACGGGACUGCGAUGUUCAACCGGUAUCAUCCGUGGGUGAAUUUUGAACGUAUGCUUGAUGGCUGCUUGGUUGGAUUUGUACUAUAA
Molecule: messenger RNA, 438 nt
Organism: Kuraishia capsulata CBS 1993
Lineage: Eukaryota; Fungi; Ascomycota; Pichiomycetes; Pichiales; Pichiaceae
Exons: 1
Coding region: 1-438 (145 amino acids)
Molecular function (GO): heme binding
Source: RefSeq, a predicted model, not a curated record